UCAAGAACUAAAAAAGGCUGUCGGCAUUCCUCCUCAUGUCAUGGUACGCAACAAAAGUGGCCACCGUCAACGUUUUAACUAACAAUCCCUUCUUUUAAGAGAGAGGUGUCAUAAGUUUCACCAUAUGUGAACGUCGUGGGCGGGCAACAGAGCUCUCGGGCGCUGCUCCCCGCCGGAGGCUUCACCGACCAGCGUAGAACGUGAUGGUGGGCUAACGUGGAGUGAGUGUGUGGGCAAUACUAAUUCAUUAUCUGCUUCUCAAAGCAGAGAGAAGGUGUCGCGGAGAGGAGCUUCUUCCGUUCAGCUUCGUCAAGGAAAGAUCACAUUGAAGAUCUACAGAACACCAGACCCAUGAGUGCUUGACUUCAACCAAGGUUUCGCAUGAGACCUGCCUCCUGGACCAGGUUCUGGAGCUUAUUAUGAGUGAGAAGCCUCAGUCUAACAGCACCAGUCUUUUCCUAAACGAAGACGCGGAAAAAACCCACGUACCCGAAAGAGCGGACUUAAAGAGGCGAGUUUGUGCGGCCAUGGAGAGGAGGGCGAGCAUCAUGAAGGACAAAAUAAAUUCCAUCAACAAGGAGAGCGUCAAAGGUGUUCUCAAAAGGAACCUCUUUGUUAUAUUCACUAUUGCUGCUGUGGCUUUGGGUAUCAUUUUGGGCUUCGCUUUACGCUCCCACAACCUGUCCCUGAGGGAGAUAAAGUAUUUCUCCUUUCCUGGGGAGUUACUGAUGAGGAUGCUUAAGAUGCUGGUGCUGCCUCUGAUCGUCUCCAGCCUGGUCACAGGAAUGGCAUCCUUGGACAGCAAAGCAUCCGGGAAAAUGGGUGUACGCGCUGUAAUCUACUACAUGGUGACCACCCUGAUCGCUGUUUUCAUCGGCAUUGUCAUUGUAGUCAUCAUCAAGCCUGGCAAAGGCAGCAGGGACAGCCCCAUGGCAAAGAAUGGAAAUGUGGAACUUGUUCAUGCGACAGACGCUUUCCUGGAUCUCAUCAGGAACAUGUUUCCGCCCAAUCUUGUCGAAGCUUGUUUCAAGCAGUACAAAACCACGUACAAGCGGAUUAUGCACACGAGGAAUGUGACCAUGAGCCCUAACCUUACUGACAACGCGAUGAAUGUGGAAGACGCCAACUCCAAUCAUAGCGGGACCCUUCACACCAUCCAAGAGACAUUGGAGGAGACGGUACCCAUGUCGGGCAGCUCUGAUGGCGUCAACGCUCUGGGUCUGGUUUUCUUCUCCAUGUGCUUUGGUUUGGUCAUCGGCAACAUGAAGCAAAAGGGUCAGGCCCUCAGGGACUUCUUUGACUGCCUCAAUGAAGCCAUCAUGAGGCUGGUAGCGAUCAUCAUCUGGUAUGCACCGGUGGGCAUCCUCUUCCUAAUUGCGGGCAAGAUCAUGGAGAUGAAGGAUCUGGCGGAGAUGGGCGGCCAGUUGGCCAUGUACACGGUGUCGGUCAUUGUUGGCCUUCUCAUCCACGGCCUCUUUGUACUGCCGCUGCUUUACUUCAUGGUGACCAGGAAGAACCCUUACAGCUUCACCGCAGGCCUGCUGCAAGCACUCAUGACCGCUCUGGGAACCUCCUCCAGCUCUGCUACUCUGCCCAUCACUUUCCGAUGCCUGGAGGAGAAUAAUCGCGUGGACAAACGCGUGACCCGCUUUGUCCUACCCGUGGGCGCCACCAUCAACAUGGAUGGUACGGCACUCUAUGAAGCCGUCGCAGCAAUUUUUAUCGCCCAGGUCAAUGACAUGGAUCUGAACUUUGGCCAGAUUCUCACCAUCAGUAUCACGGCAACUGCUGCCAGUAUUGGAGCAGCAGGCAUUCCUCAGGCUGGCCUGGUUACCAUGGUGAUAGUAUUGACAUCAGUAGGACUUCCCACGGAGGACAUAACACUGAUCAUCGCUGUGGAUUGGUUCCUGGACCGCUUGCGUACUACCACCAACGUGCUGGGUGACUCUCUCGGGGCAGGCAUUUUGGAACACCUCUCUCGCGGAGAGCUGCAAAGUAAGGACGAAGAAGUGCGCAACUCGGUGAUCGAAGAGAACGAGAAGCCCUACCAACUCAUCUGCCAGGAUAAUGAUAUUGUGCACAACCACAACAACGAGACCACAAUGUGAUAAGUCAAAACUACAGUAUUUUUCGGUAAUGCUUCAAUGUAUGCCAUUUAUUAGUGCUCCACCGAUACAUCACUAAAAAUGACAUCAUUGAUAUCAAGGAGUACUAAGAAAUAACCUGCCGAUACUGUGCAAUAUGUACUUUUUGAGAGCUAUUUUCCAACCGUUGGUUGCCCUACCCAAGAUUGCCGCCAGCUACGCACACCGCUGUAAAAAUGGAGCACUUGUUGCCCUUCCCAAGAUGAUGAUAGACGUACAAUCAUCGUUCUGCUCUGAAUUUCAAUGAGUUUGUCACAAGUAGAGGUCCCAUUUGAAGUGGGAGGGUCACAGGCACAGCGGAUGACCGAACCCUCUCACUUCAAACUGAUUCGGUAGACAAUGACUUAAGCAGUGUCUGACCAAGCCAUGAUAGCAAUUGCUUUACAAUCAGCUACGUAUGUAUUAGUAUUAAUAGAAAAAAAUGUAUAUAUAUUUUUUAAAACGUGGUGUCGGUACAGUAUCGACAUCGGCUGAUUCCACACAACCAGUUGUUGGAAUCGAUAUCGUGAGACAAAAAAAUGAAGUUACUGAAGAGAUUUAAAUGGUCAGGUUACAUUAUAAAGUUACCAAAAAAACAUUAUGCUACAAACAAUUUGUAAUGUUAUGAGACAGAAAAUUGUAAUAUUACAAGAGAAAAUCCCUCCUAACUGUUGUCAUUUUUUUUCAAACUUCCAAACAAGAUUGCCACAAAAAGUAUGAAUACUGAAAAAAUAGGAUAAAAAAGCCACUUACAUGUUAAAUCCGUCCCUUUGUAUGACAGGCCAAUAGACCGCUUUAUUGUAAGUGAUGCCAUCUAGUGGAAGAGCAUUUAAUUCAUCUACCUUUCACUAUAAGGUGCUGGCAAAGAUAGAUAUACAAAUAUGUUUUUAUUGAGUAAAUAAUAUUUUGCGAACAAAUUAAGUGUAAUUGAAUAGUUUUCAUUUUAUGAUAAAAAAAAUGCAGUCUUAGUCUAAAAAAAAUACUUAAUUUCUUGUAAAAUCGCAACCUUUUAAGAGCAAUUUUACUCAAAGUUGUGUUUGUUUUCAAUGUGGGCUAACACAACCGUAAAGAAUAUAAGUGAUGUAUUAUUAUUUUUUGUAUUAAUUUUCCAAUUGAAUCACUACCAUGUAAGAAACCCAUCCUUUUUACAAUUUAAGGCAUACAUUUUAUCAUUUUGUUUCACAGCAUCUGCUGCAUGGUUAGUAGUUUUAGCCAUUUUUGUGCAACCACCAAAGUACCAUGAAAUCAAAACAAUUCAUUCCAUAUCAAAUAAUGUGAAAGUGCCACCAUUAUAAAUGCCUGCUGCCUCUGCAGGCAAUGUUUUAAGUAAAAUGUCCAGAGUUUAAGUAUAAAAAGGUUAACUACUGUAAAAUAAAGAUAAGGAUUAAUUAUAUUACACAAAAAUUAAUGAAUGACAACAACAACCCUGUCCAACUGUCAGACUAGUAUUUUCGUUGAAAUGCAGGUUGAACCUGAAAUUGUACACAUUUGGGAAGUUCCACUGUUUUGUCAUCUAUUAUCAAGACUACCUCUAUAGAAACUCAAUGUGGCGCUUCUGCAAUGUGACACUGUAAUUGUGCAUAUUGUAUCUCAUUUCCUCAUGCUUUGUUUGCUUACAUGCUGUAAAAAAUUUUUUUAAAAAUGUGAAUGCACUUGACUGUUAAACACUGGACUUUGCUACCUAUUGUUUUAAAAUCUAGUGACUUGCCAAGGUUUGUCUGCUUUUUGACUUUUUAAUAUCUUUUUAAGACUACGGCUGUGAAUUAAUUAAAACACAAUACAUAGUUAAGAUUGUAAAAAAACAAUUUAGUGUCCUUUUUAUGAUAUUUUGUUCAGGUAUUAGUGGUGGUGGUGGUGUUGUUUUGAUGGUUAAAAUAUAUUACCAAGUAAUAUUUGCUAUUGUGAGGGGGUACUCCAGUGUAUGGAACUCAAUGUGCAGUAGUUUAAUGCUUUUUGUGCUGACCUUCUCAUGUGAAUAGAAUAUUUUAGAAAAGUAAAAGUUUGGCUAUGUGGGCUUUAAGUAAAAAAAAUGUGAUUUCAGUGAAAGUGAUGUUUCGCCAGAAACUGAUGGCACAACGUGAUAAAAUA
Molecule: messenger RNA, 4211 nt
Organism: Corythoichthys intestinalis (scribbled pipefish)
Lineage: Eukaryota; Metazoa; Chordata; Actinopteri; Syngnathiformes; Syngnathidae
Gene: slc1a6
Product: solute carrier family 1 member 6
Exons: 13
Coding region: 420-2108 (562 amino acids)
Biological process (GO): L-glutamate transmembrane transport
Cellular component (GO): plasma membrane
Molecular function (GO): neutral L-amino acid transmembrane transporter activity; glutamate:sodium symporter activity; L-glutamate transmembrane transporter activity
Source: RefSeq, a predicted model, not a curated record